AUGGACCCGUUUAUCGCUGUGUCGCUGGCGGGCAACAUCUUACAGUUUCUCGCCUCGGCCCGGUCCGUGUACAAGCAAGUCGCAGAGAUUCGCUCCUCAGUGACAGGCCUCUCCCAGAAAAACGAUGCGAUGCUGUCGUCCGCCACGGAGCUCCACGACAUGGCUGAAUCCAUCACUGCUGGCUUGCAGUCCUUCCAGGGGACCAUGACUGGGACGGAAAAGAGCAUCCGCGACAUCGGCCAGCGCUGUCAGCAAUUGAGUCUCGAGCUGCAGGAAGACAUUAAAAAUAAGGCGGCCAAGGAUCGGUCCAGUGUCUUACGGGCGACAACCAGUGUCAUAGCGAGUUCUUGGAAGAUACCAGCGGCCGAGAAGAAGCUCAAGGAGCUCAACGAACUGCAAAAAUCGCUAUUUAAGCAGCUAAUCAUUCAUAUCAGCCGCAAACAGACCAGUCUGGGCAUGGCUAUGACGAGUCUGAUGGACCAGAACCGAAAAUUGGAAAUGAGCCGCGCGGAGGAGCUCGCGAAGCUCAAGAGCGAGAUCAUCGCCGCUUCUGAAUCCCUACAGCCGCUUCUAGCAAAGUCCUCCUCGGAACGCGAUACCAGAGAAAUGGGCGAAAAGUUAUUGUACUGGGUCGAGCAGGCGGCGGAUAUCAAGCGCGAGCAGGCCAUCAUUCAAAGCCUGCGUUUCGAUGGGAUGUUGCACCGGCGUGAGGAAAUUCCAACUGCGCACACCAACACGUUUCAGUGGGCGUUUGCGCCGCACUUGCACUUUCAAGAAUGGCUUGAGAGAGAUGACGGCGUGUACUGGGUCUCAGGAGACCCCGGGUCCGGGAAAUCGACACUCAUGAAGCAUCUCAGUAGCCACAGAACCACGCAAGAGGCACUCAGGAAAUGGGCCGGGGACAAGGAGCUGGUCAUGGCCAGGUUCUUCUUUUGGUUCUCGGGCACGGCAUUGCAAAAGUCGCAAGAGGGCCUGCUGCGGUCGCUGCUUUUUGAGAUUCUUCGCCAAUGUCCGUCUUCCAUCGCCGCGGCUUGUCCGUUGCGAUGGGAGUCAAACGCGUCUUAUCCGUGGGAGAGGGACGAGCUGAUGAGCACGUUUCAGCGCCUGCGCCUGCAACUCCCGUCGACACGUUUCUGCUUCUUCAUUGACGGCCUUGACGAGUAUCGAGGGGAAAUUGAGGCUGAUCACGGCAACCAUGUUCCGGGACACGUUGCAGAAAUUAUUGGCAUCAUGGACGUGCUGUCAAGCCUGCCUGAUGUGAAGCUCUGCAUUUCAAGCCGGCCCUGGCGCGCAUUCGAAAAUGCCUUUGGCGGACUCGCUAAUCGCAAGUUGUACGUGAAUGAGGAAAACAGCGGCGACAUUCGACUAUACAUUCGGGAUAAAUUCGAGAGAAGCCACGUAUUCACUGAAUUGAACUCCAAACGUGCCGAGCUUCAGGCUCUGGUCGAGGAAAUGGUUGAGGACUCACGCGGCGUCUUUAUCUGGGUGUUUCUUGUUGUCGAGAGCUUGCUACGAGGUCUUUCCAAUGAGGACCGACUCGUUGAGCUGCGUCGCCGGUUGAAUGAGACGCCCAAGACCCUCAACGACUUGUUUGAGCGAAUGCUGAAUUCAGUCGAGGUCAUAUAUCAGGAACAGGCAGCGCAAAUCCUGGCUGUUGCGUUGCAAGCCGUCGAGCCAUUGUUUGUCAUUGUCUACUCGUUCAUCGGCGACGACGCACACGAUGCCCUGACGUCUGAGGUACGGCCGUGGACCGUGGAAGAGUGCAUCUCGGCUUCCAAAACCGCAGAGUUACGCAUCAGCGUGCGCUGCCCGGACCUCAUCAAGAUUAGGAAAGGGAAAGGGUAUCCGACCACGACGCAGAGCAUGGUGCGUCACCAGCUUGAUUUCCUUCACAGAACAGUCCGCGACUUUCUUACCCUUGAAGAUACGCAAAGACGCUUACAUGGCCGGUUGCAGAAGCCAUUUGACCCGGUCGAGUUUACCUGUCAUGGACUUCUCAGCCAGGUCAAGGGCGCAGCGGCCUCGGAUGAUGGUUUUUGGUCUAACGACGGUCCCCGCAAGGAGCACUGGGAACUGCUGGAAACCAUGUGUCAUUAUGUGGGCGUGCUGGAACAGCGCACCGGAAAGCCGCAACUCGAGUUACUUGAUGAACUGGAGCGUGUGAUUGCCCAGCAGGUUGGCACACGUGAUUUUGUUAUUAGCGGUGAGUCGUUUCUCGGCGUCAUGGUCCGUAGAAACUUGUAUCUCUACGUGGAAGCGAAGCUCCCGCAGGGCUUGCCCAGGCACGGCGUGCCGCUGCUCGAGUGCGCGCUGUGGCCAGAAGGACAUUUCCAGGACGGGCAGCCAUUGCCCAGGAUGGUUUCGCUGCUACUCGACCACGCCGGGGCCAGGCCGGCAGACAUGGGCGGCAAUGGUGCGAAAUCCAUCUGGUACGGCUACUUGUACGGGCUGUACAAGUUGCGUCAGCAAAGCGGGAGUCCUCUGUCGCAGGCUGCGCGCGAGGCACACGCUGCGGUCAUGGCGAGCCUGUUGCGCCACGGAGCGGAUACGAGGGUGCGCUGCGCCGUGGGCCGCACGGAGCCGAGGCCGGCGGUCGGCAGAGCAAAGGGCAUCAGGUACCUUGUAUAUAAGGACGUCUUGGAGAUUUUGCAGGAAGUGUUUCAACCUGAAGAUAGGGCUUAUCUUGAGGCCAUUGUGCAGGAACGGCGGCUGAGGUUUUGGUCGGACUGGACUGCGCCAGACUGGCUGCGUUUCAAGUUUUUGUCGACAACGUAG
Beauveria bassiana ARSEF 2860 is the source of this 2775-nucleotide messenger RNA. Its product is annotated as small s protein. The record is from RefSeq and is a predicted model, not a curated record. Bases 1 to 2775 code for a protein of 924 amino acids. The transcript has 2 exons. NCBI's taxonomy places the organism in Eukaryota, Fungi, Ascomycota, Sordariomycetes, Hypocreales, Cordycipitaceae. Gene Ontology annotation, molecular function: protein binding.